GAGAGGUUUCCAAAGUGAAACUAGGGGACAUGAAAUUUAGAAAAUCUAAGCCCAACGCUGAUAUCGCUGCAGGGUUGACAAAAUUCGAGACAGAGCUUCUGUCGAAACUUGUCCGCAUAGAAAUUCAGGGAAAGCGAGGACGAAUCGUUCCCAUCCUCUUGACCGCGACCCUUCAGAAAUGGGUCACAACGCUGCUGGAAUGCAGGAAAGAUGUAGGAGUGAUGGAUACCAACUGCUAUUUUUUUGCAAGAAUUGGAACAGAUACACAUGUCCGUGGGUCCGAUGUCCUAAGGGAGGCAGGGCACGCGAGUGGUGCUGCCCAUCCUGACACCCUCACCACUACGCUUUUACGGAAGCACAUCGCCACCACUUCUCAGAUCCUCAACCUAAAACACAACGAACUCGACAUACUGGCCAACUUUCUGGGCCACGACAUCAACGUACAUCGCAGAUUUUACAGACUGCCAGACGAAACCCUGCAGCUCGCCAAAGUCUCCAAGCUUUUGAUAUCUAUGGAAUCCGGGGACAUUGCAGCCUGCAAGGGAAAAAACUUGGACAAUAUUGAUAUCCAGGAUAAUGAAGAAAUCAUCAACGAUAACGAUCUUCAACCCGGAGAAGUUGAAGAUAAACGUGCAGGAAUCAAACCGACUAGAAUCGGGGCUGAGGACGAGGAUCUUCCAUCUGAAGAAAACGAAGUUGAACGAGAUGAGUUCAGACGAAUGAAACAUAUUGUCAAAGCGAUAUGUUUCUUUGGAAUGCAGGAACAUGGAAAUGAUGUGGGAGCACCUGACAAUAAACGGCAAACCAUGAGGGGCCCCCAGAGAACUGAAAGAAGAAGACGACAAAGAAAGUUCUGGACGAAAGAAGAAAAAGCCGCGAUUGGGAGACAUUUUUCGGAGUCGAUUAAACUCAGAAAUCUGCCAGGAAAGGCAGCGAUUGAGGCGUGUCGGAGAAAGGAGCCAAUAUUGUACCAUCGGCAGUGGAAUAACAUAAAGGACUUUGUCAGAAAUGCCAUUACUAGAACGAGUCAGGAAUAAAUGACGAAUUUACCCCUAUCAUCGACGGCGACUGUGUUUUCUUUCUUUACUCCCGUAGAUAACUACCACAUUUCAAUGUUUCUUGACUACAGAUUCCACUAUCACUAUGUUUGUUCUGCUUCUCAGAUUUAACUGUUAAUUAGCUAUUCAAUUUUGUGCUUCUUUCACAUUCGGAAAAAAGAGGAUUGAGGGUAAAUUCGUCAGUGAGUGUCACAAUAGUUUAGAUUGUGCCUACUCCACAAGAAGAUCAUUUAUUGUUGUUAUUUGUGCUGUGCUCUAGUGAUCUCUACAGUUAGUUCAUACAUUAGCUUCAUUGCUUUACAUAUUGUUCUUUGCUUGAAUUUAGCUUUUAUUCACUCUGCACAACGCUAGCAUUUUAGUUUUUUCAAUAUAUUUUAAAAAGUAUACUUGCAUAUAUAUAUAUACAUACACUAAAAUCUAUCUAUUGCAUUAAUUGUAUUUCCAUUACCAUUAGCUAUGCAUGUGAAGGAGGUCGUGGCGUUGCUUGGGUAUAUUUUAUAACAACUCUAGUGUUGAAUUGUUGUAUAUCUCUAUGAAUGUCGAGCUUGUGGUGCUUCCUUUAUCAAAGCCCGUCACAAAAAAGAAUGUAUGUAACCGGGUACCACACCAAGCUUUACACGUAGCCCUAGGUUGUUUGUAUUUGAUACUACGUGCCACUGAAAAGCUUUGAUGUAUAUAAGUCUCAAUAUUAGCCAGAAGCCUGUUAAAAACGCCUGUUACAAACUUUCAAAUGCGUUUCUUCUGUCCAUCUCACACACUGGAUUAGAUACUUUACCCCGACAAGAAUGACGAUUUCUUUUUACCAUUUAAAAAUCUUUAUCUGCUAUAAUUAAGAGGUACAAAUGGAAGAAGUUGGCUAAUAAGUCUAGCUCUGCCAUUUACCAUUCGUCUACGAGUGAUUACAUGGGAGACUACCAAGCAAUUUGUGUGAAACAAAAAAAGUAAUCAAAACAGAGUUGCUUCCCUUACACUGCGGGAAAGGACCGCUGAAGCAUGUU
Messenger RNA from Pomacea canaliculata, 2056 nucleotides. RefSeq lists its product as uncharacterized. The coding region runs from base 30 to 1037 and encodes 335 amino acids. The record is from RefSeq and is a predicted model, not a curated record. NCBI's taxonomy places the organism in Eukaryota, Metazoa, Mollusca, Gastropoda, Architaenioglossa, Ampullariidae. The transcript is spliced from 5 exons.